Molecule: messenger RNA, 324 nt
Organism: Phragmites australis (common reed)
Lineage: Eukaryota; Viridiplantae; Streptophyta; Magnoliopsida; Poales; Poaceae
Product: non-specific lipid-transfer protein 2-like
Exons: 1
Coding region: 1-324 (107 amino acids)
Biological process (GO): lipid transport; systemic acquired resistance
Molecular function (GO): fatty acid binding
Source: RefSeq, a predicted model, not a curated record
AUGGCCAAGACGAGCAACGCCGCCGCCGCCGUCGCGGUGUUGGCGCUGCUGGUCGUCGCGCCCCUGGCCAGCGGAGCCCUGUUCAAGCCCUGCGGCGUGGACCCGUCCGCGCUGGGGCCGUGCCUUCCGUACUGCGCGGUGGGCAGCACGGUGGGCAGCCCGACGCGGGAUUGCUGCGCCGUGAUGGGCGGGGCCGACGUGCAGUGCCUCUGCAACAAGAAGGACACGCUGAUCCGGAUGGCGAGGAACAAAAACAUCGACGCCGCCCGCGCCAUGACGAUCCCGUACAAGUGCGGCAUCACCAGCUCGCCGAACCCAUGCUAG